UUUAGAAGCGUGUGGAUUUAAUCAUCGAAAUCGUCGGUCACACUACCUCAAACCGCGUCACUUUACGAUUUAAAAUUUGUUAAUUUCAACGUAAAUUUAGCAUACAAACCGAACCCAAUUGUGAUAAAAACAAGGAAAUGCAAGCAAAACAAGCAAAUACAGUGUUAUUCCAUUAAACAGCAUUUGCGGGCAGUUGGAAAGUCAAGAACCGAAGAAGUCACAUUUAGCCGGUUCUAAAAGGGACGCCGCGCAAUUUCAGCAACGCGAAUCUACCAUUCCUUAGUAAUUUCGGGAAAUACGAAGCACAGGCACGAUGAGCAAGGACAUUUACUACUCGGACAAGUAUUACGAUGAGCAGUUCGAGUACAGACAUGUGGUUUUGCCAAAGGAGCUGGUCAAAAUGGUACCGAAGACCCAUCUGAUGACAGAGGCCGAGUGGCGAUCGAUUGGGGUUCAGCAGUCGCGCGGUUGGAUCCACUACAUGAUCCACAAACCGGAGCCUCAUAUUCUACUCUUUCGGCGCCCCAAAACGGACUAGCCGGUCACAACAACAACUGCAACAGAUACACAUACUUCUACACCAUGUAGCUUAUAGCACAUACCUAUAUAUCCGGCAGCUGCUGCCGAUAUUUUGUAUUGACGGUGGUGGUGGUUGCUGCGGAACAACCAACUGUUGCACAAACAUCAACAACUACAUCAUCAUCAUCAUAAUAAGUACUCACGCACGAACCCUAAACCCCCUAGAACCUUCUUUUUUCACUGUGUUCUUCUUAAUUCUUAUAAACAAUGUUUGCCCUUACUAUCAACUAUCCUUACCUUCUUACUAUAAAUAUAGCACCUAGAGCUACACUAAGUUUUGCCAUCUUAAUACACCUUAGUCCUGGGAGAUAAUACUGAGGUGGAAUUCCUAAAUCAUUCCUCGACCUCCCACAAGUUUUACCAUAUUUUAUGUUGCCAUUUCGAAACGGAAGCGAAAAUGAGGAUUUUGCUCACUUUUUAUAAGCUUAAAUGAAAUCUGAUUUGUGAUCUUGAAAUUCUUAAUCAAUAAUACAUAUGUUUACACAUAAUAUAAUAAACUUAAAAUAAAUACGUUUAAUGUAUGGAGAGGCUUGAAGCGUUGAUUGCUUGAAGUUUUCCCAAAUCGAUCAAA
Drosophila eugracilis is the source of this 1150-nucleotide messenger RNA. It is a transcript of the gene Cks30A, whose product is annotated as cyclin-dependent kinases regulatory subunit. The transcript has a single exon. The record is from RefSeq and is a predicted model, not a curated record. Lineage: Eukaryota; Metazoa; Arthropoda; Insecta; Diptera; Drosophilidae. Gene Ontology annotation, cellular component: SCF ubiquitin ligase complex; cyclin-dependent protein kinase holoenzyme complex. The coding region runs from base 314 to 538 and encodes 74 amino acids. Gene Ontology annotation, molecular function: histone binding; protein kinase binding; cyclin-dependent protein serine/threonine kinase activator activity. Gene Ontology annotation, biological process: regulation of mitotic cell cycle.